Molecule: messenger RNA, 567 nt
Organism: Microthlaspi erraticum
Lineage: Eukaryota; Viridiplantae; Streptophyta; Magnoliopsida; Brassicales; Brassicaceae
Source: the annotation of a GenBank genome assembly
AUGUUUCCCUUGAGUCGUGAUCCAACAAGAAAUUUAACUGGGAGUUCAUCUUAUCGAAAGUUUAGAAGAGAGCAACUAGGUAUCAGAGAUGAUAGACCAUCUUCAUAUGUCCUUAAGUGUCGCCGGGCGUACAGGAAGAAAAUGGAUGAAUUGGAGAAGAAUCUGGGCUUGGAUGACGACGAGAUUCUGAUCUCGCCUGAUGAUGCUGCUACUUACUCCAUCUCCAUGCUUGACGAGAUUAUGUUCUCGCCUGAUGAUGCUACUACUACCUCCUCCAUCUCCAUGCCUGAUCAGUCGUCAUCAAGAUUGGCUUCACAUUCAGCUGGCACCAAGAACGAAGUAGGCUCCAAAGCUUGUUCUGCCCAUAUGGCAUCAGAUGAGAGACUUGAUGAUUUGAAGGGAUCGGAUCAGUACCUGCAGGCCACGCCUGACUCUGUUGAACUUGAUACAACUCAGCAUAGCUACAAGCAGAUCCGAUCAAGUUCAAAGAUGCGAUUACUCCGCUACAAGCACAAAGCUUUAGAAAACAAGAAGAAGAAGAAGAAGAAGAAGAAGAAGAGGUCGUGA